Sus scrofa (pig) is the source of this 3562-nucleotide messenger RNA. RefSeq names its product nocturnin (gene NOCT). Gene Ontology annotation, biological process: circadian rhythm. The record is from RefSeq and is a predicted model, not a curated record. Gene Ontology annotation, molecular function: poly(A)-specific ribonuclease activity. Lineage: Eukaryota; Metazoa; Chordata; Mammalia; Artiodactyla; Suidae.
GGCAGGGGCCGAACCCACAACCUCAUGGUUCCUAGUUAACCACUGCGCCACGACGGGAACUCCAAUAAUAGAUAUUUGAAGACUGAUCACUGACUGAAAUAUUUGACCCUCACCAGAAAAUAGCAUUUUCCUAAACUGGCACUUAGAAUCCAGUCUCUGGGGCCAGGAGUUAAUGUCCUACAAAUCCAUACUGCCACACAAAAAUUGAAGGCAGACCUGCAGGAGUCAUGCUGUGCAGUUGAGUUUUGGUUUUCUAGCAGAUGAGUACAAAACAACACAGAAAGGACCCUAAUUACAGCCUCACAAAAUUCCAGAAAGGUAAUAGUGACUUGUCCCAUUGAGCAUCAUCUAUAAAAUAGCCAAGGAGUUCCUAAGAGGAUAACAGGUUUCAGCAAGUAAAAGUGCACAGUAUACCAUAAAGUGCUUUCCCAACCCAGGGCAGUUCCCCUGCCAGUGUUUGACAGGGUCCUUGACACUUUGCUGCUGUCACUUGCCAUCCUUUCUUCCAUCAACGUUUCAGAAGCACUGGGCUGAGUCCUGGGGGAAGCGGUAAAUGAGAUGGAUCUAGUCCUUAUUCGCUAGGAACUUAGGGACAAGGAUUAUGGUUCAGAUAUCCAGGGUGGUUUAAGUCAGGAAGCAGGUCAGGUGUAAGAGAAGGGAGCCACUGAGGCUUGCUCCUUGAAGCUGUCAGGUGUGGGGGCUAUGAAUCUUUAUAUCUUCAGUAAAUAUCACCCAUAUCCAAUACCCAAGCUAUUUUAGGUGGAUGGUUAUCUUGUGAAUAUUUUGAAGGUGGCAACGUUUACUCAGGAACCUGCUCUAAAGAGCCUAAUGAAAAUGAGCUGCUAAAUUAGAUGUCUGAACUUUGAUGUGGUUCAGCACAUGGCCAGUAGGUGGCAGCAUAAGCUUGCUGUUUCAAUGAUGGCUUCCUGUGACGUCUGUCCUUUACAGUUCUGCGUACUUUUACUCUUGGAGGUUUCCUUGGGCCCAAGUUUCUCGGCUCCAGCAGCUUCUCAGAAUUACAGAAGAAAGAUUUUCAAAGUUGUAUUGCCAGCCAAGAAGAUUUCUUUGGACCUACAUACUCAGAUAGUGUAUCCCAUGGGCAACGGCACGAGCAGGCUCUAUAGUGCGCUCGCCAAGACGCUCAACAGCAGCGCUGCUGCCCAGCACCCAGAGUACUUGGUGACACCCGACACAGAACAUCUGGAGCCCAUCGACCCUAAAGAGCUCCUUGAGGAAUGCAGGGCUGUCCUGCACACUCGGCCUCCCCGCUUCCAGAGGGAUUUUGUGGAUCUGAGGGCAGAUGGCCCCAGCAGCCACCCACCUAUUAGGGUCAUGCAGUGGAACAUCCUUGCCCAAGCGCUUGGGGAAGGCAAAGACAACUUCGUACAGUGCCCUCUGGAAGCACUCAAGUGGGAAGAAAGGAAAUGUCUCAUCCUGGAAGAGAUCCUAGCCUACCAGCCCGAUAUACUGUGCCUCCAAGAGGUGGACCACUACUUCGACACCUUCCACCCCCUCCUCAGUAGACUGGGCUAUCAAGGCACCUUUUUCCCCAAGCCCUGGUCACCUUGUCUAGACGUCGAACAUAACAAUGGACCCGAUGGCUGUGCCUUGUUUUUCCUCCAGAACCGAUUCAAGCUAGUCAACAGUGCCAACAUCAGGCUGACGGCCAUGACGCUGAAAACCAAUCAGGUGGCCAUCGCCCAGACUCUGGAGUGCAGGGCAUCCCGCCGGCAGUUCUGCAUCGCGGUCACCCACCUGAAGGCACGCACUGGCUGGGAGCGAUUCCGAUCGGCUCAAGGCUGUGACCUUCUCCAGAACCUGCAGAACAUCACCCAGGGAGCCAAGAUCCCCCUCAUUAUCUGUGGGGACUUCAACGCAGAGCCAACAGAGGAGGUCUACAAACACUUUGCUUCCUCCAGCCUCAACCUGAGCAGUGCCUACAAGCUGCUGAGUGCCGACGGGCAGUCAGAGCCCCCAUACACGACCUGGAAGAUCCGGACCUCGGGCGAGUGCCGCCACACCCUGGAUUACAUCUGGUACUCCCGGCAGGCACUCAGCGUGCGCUCGGCCCUGGAUCUGCUCACGGAGGAGCAGAUCGGACCCAACCGGCUGCCAUCCUUCAACUACCCUUCAGACCACCUGUCUCUAGUGUGUGACUUCAGCUUUAAUGAGGAAUCUUGAGGGACUGUUAGAAAUGCUUGUCUGUGUUUUGCUAAGAGUCUUAUUAACCAGGGAUGUUUCAGGAGACUGAAAUGGAAUAAGAAGUCGACUGAGGCAGGGCUCCCAGCUUCUCUGACUUCACUUUCCAUGUUUGCAACACGUCUGUGGGAAGGAACCCGAUUAGCUCACAGACUUUUUCCAUUAAAACCUACAGCAGCAAAGGUGUUUGCACUCCAGUUUCAGCUUGUAUUGUUUUCUUUCCCUUAGCAUUACAUUCUGAUCAUGAAAGGGCAUUAUAAUAGGCUUGUUGUGAAGCUUCAAGUUUGAGGAUGUUCCCUUUUUUUUUUUUUUUAAAGGGCCUAAAGCGCAGCAUAUGGAAGUUCCCAGACUAGGAGUCGAAUCAGAGCUACUGCUGCCACCUUACACCACAGCUCCCAGCCAUGCCAGAUCUUUAACCCGCUGAGCAGGGCCAGGGAUCAAACCCACAUUCUCAUAGAUACUAGUCGGGUUCAUUUCCACUGAGCCACAAUGGGAACUCCUAAGGAUACCAUAUUAAUAAAAUAGACUUGCUUGAGCCCCCCAUAAUCAAUAGGUAUGCAGGAACCAGUUCUCUAGACAACAUUUCAGGUUAUUUAUUUGUGGGUGUUUUUAAAAAAAUAACAAUAUGUGCAUGGCAAUAUUUAUUUUUUUAUGUCUUCAUGUAAAAUUAAAUUAUCGCAUUACGAACAUUUUAAACCCAUGCAAAACAUAAGUUAUAGAAUAAUUUAUAGUAAUUUUCUUAAAGCUUUAAAGAUGUUUUAUUUGGGUAUCUAACAAUAGUCAUGUACGAAGGCACUAUUUAGCCCAGAGGGGUUUUUGUUGGUUGGUUAAGUGGAAAUAUCACUUUUCCUUGAUGUGUUCAUGAAUCCUUCCUGUGCCUCCAUGUUUCCCAUCAUUGGGUUUCUUGAAGAGAACAGUCAGUCUUCAUUCUUGAGUCACUGUUAAUGAAUUUCUAGUUUUACAUCGAAAUGCUAUUGGUAUGCAUUUGAUGUCACUCUGUCAUUAUUAGUAUUGGAAUGUGCUUUGCACAAUAGAUUAUUUAGGAGCUGUUGUGUGGCAGUGGCUAAAACGUUGGUGGGACCUUUCUUACAGAAACAGGCAACUGUUUCCAGCCUGUUAAUGAGGCUGCCGUUGAUAUUUAUUAAGGUAGCCGGGUGACUGGUUCAGAACGUCUGGAGAACAGACUAUAAAGGGUUAGAAAGAUGACCUGGAAUUCUCUUCCCUCAGAAAUAAAAGUGGUAAAGAUAUCCGAUGAACAAAAAUCCCAGAAAACAGCCAAUUUACUGGAAAUCAAUUGAUAAAUAUUUUAACCCAUGAGUUGUAAAUAUUUAAGAUUAAUAAAUAAAUGGUCUUUUAAAGCUAG